Messenger RNA from Lampris incognitus (smalleye Pacific opah), 1488 nucleotides. RefSeq names its product high affinity cGMP-specific 3',5'-cyclic phosphodiesterase 9A-like. The transcript is spliced from 14 exons. Gene Ontology annotation, molecular function: 3',5'-cyclic-GMP phosphodiesterase activity. The record is from RefSeq and is a predicted model, not a curated record. The coding region runs from base 1 to 1488 and encodes 495 amino acids. Lineage: Eukaryota; Metazoa; Chordata; Actinopteri; Lampriformes; Lampridae. Gene Ontology annotation, biological process: cGMP catabolic process.
AUGACAACAAAGAUUAUUUAUUUCAUGGUUAAUGGGAGACAAGAGAAAGCAGAGUUUCGAAUAGAUUCCCCCGUUGCAGAUGUCAAAGAUCUGUUCCGAGCGGCGGCGGAGGCAGGGCCUCAUGACAUCCUGAAGAUGUACAACACCAAGGGGAGCGUGGUGAACAUCUCCUCCCGCCUGGAGGCCAACGACGCGGGCUCCUCUUACAGGCUGGAGGUGGUGGCAUCGGACCAAAGUGCUGGCUUGGCCAUCCCAACAGAGCUGGACAGUGUGGAGAACAGGCUGCGUCAUCUGGAGAGAAGGGCUCUGGAGGACGCCGGCAAGACACCAGACAUCGUCUGGGAGCUGAAGAGCCAAGUGGAGACGUUUAAGAGGAAACUGGAGAAUGUGGAGCAUCUGAGCUGGCUUGGCCUGUUUAAAGACAAGAACAAGCAGGACAAGUUCUCCCCAAAAACCCCGCGGACGGAUCAGAGCACACACGAGGAGCACGAGCAGGUCCGCAGGAAGUUCCUCCACAUGAGCUCUCUGCAGGUUUCAGAAGAAGUGAGGGAACAUCUCAAAACUCCCAUUUUCGACAACUGGCAAUGGGAGGAGUCGGAGAUGAUGGUGCUGCUGCAGGUGAUGUACACUGACCUAGACUUCCUCGCGGCGUUCCACAUCGAGCUGGAAGUCCUCCAGAACUUCCUGUUUGAGGUCUACUGCCACUACAACAACAUUCCCUUCCACAACUUCCAGCACUGCUUCUGUGUCACGCAGAUGAUGUAUGGGCUGAUCUGGCUGACGGAUCUCAGGGACAAGUUUGAGAAGAUCGACCUGUUCAUCAUGUUGACGUCGGCGCUGUGCCACGACCUGGACCACCCCGGCUACAACAACGUCUACCAGAUAAAUGCUCAGACUGACUUGGCGCUUCGCUAUAACGACAUCUCCCCGCUGGAGAACCACCACUGCGCCGUCGCCUUCGGGAUCCUCUCCAAGCCUGAAUGCAACAUACUGAAAAACCUGACCGGCGAGCAGUACAAACAAAUACGAGGAGGCAUCAUCAAGUGCAUUCUGGCUACAGACAUGGCGAGACACAACGAAAUCUUGAGCAAGUUCAAAGUCAUGCUGCCAGUGUUCAACUUCAAAAACAAGGAGCACAAAGAAGUGCUGAUGAAGAUCAUGGUGAAGGUCAGCGACAUCUCCAACGAGGCGCGGCCCAUGGCUGUCGCCGAGCCGUGGUUGGACUGUCUUCUCCAGGAGUUCUUCAACCAGAGCGACACGGAGAAAUUGAAGGGUCUUCCCGUGACCUCCUUCAUGGACAGAGACAAGGUGUCCAAACCUUCAUCGCAGACCAACUUCAUCCGUUUCGUGCUUCUUCCUCUCUUCAUGGAGCUCACAAAACUCUUCCCUUGUCUGGAGCAACAUAUUCUAGAGCCGGUGCGGCGGGCGUUGGAGUAUUACUCUGAGAUGGAGAAAGCCGCUCAGGAGGCCGGAGAGACCAAACCCUGA